AUGAAAUUCACAAAAAAAAGAAAACCUGCCAUUGACAAGGAUAUUAACAAAGAAAAACGAGAUAUAAUUAUCAUUCUAAAAGAAGGAGAAGAACCAGAUCGCAGGUUGCUCCAGAAACCCACCGAAAGUAACGCACAACUAGCUACCAUGCUAGAAGAGGGACAGUUGAAGACAGGAAAAAUGGUCUGUAGCAAAACCUCCAGUGUUCUGAUUACAGACGACCAUGAAACCAAUGAUAACAUGGACCGAUACACGUAUCUCAUUAUGACUGAAUCAGGCGGGGAAACGAACAAGGACAGAGAUUACCUAACAGGGAAUAUCAAAAAAGCGAUGCGUGCUCUUAAGAAAGUUAAACGAAAUACCAUGGUAUGUACAAUGGAUAAGCAAGUAAAUGAGAUGAGAACAAGAAAGCUACUGGAAUAUAUUUGCAGGAAGGAAGAUAUGGAUCUUUCACUUUAUAUGAGUAAAAUCAGACGUCAAAGUACCAUCUACACACAAGAAGAAACCAGAAGAAACAGAGGGAAGCACUUACGCCGAUAUUAUGAGAAACAUGGAAAAGGAUGUAAAUACAGAGGGUAUACCAAUAGACAGAGUGGAUAA
Molecule: messenger RNA, 600 nt
Organism: Psylliodes chrysocephalus
Lineage: Eukaryota; Metazoa; Arthropoda; Insecta; Coleoptera; Chrysomelidae
Source: the annotation of a GenBank genome assembly